CAAGUUAUCAACUUGUACACCAGCUAAAAACAGAAAAGGAAAGUAAAAAACCCUAAAAUAAAAAGUCAGAAAGAGAAGGAGAUGGGAAAGUUCCAGUUUUUGGAAGCGGUACUGCCGUUGGGAAUCAUCGCCGGAUUUCUAUGUAUCGCCGGAAAUAUCCAGUACACCAUCCACAAAGCUGCUCAUGGCCGCCCAAAACACAUCGGUAAUGAUAUGUGGGAUGUUGCAAUGGAAAGACGCGACAAGAAGAUCGUCGAGGAGAAACUUUCUCCUGCCUCCCAAUAAUUUCGGCCCCUUUUUAAGGAAGCUUUGGCAAAAUAUGAUGCAAGAAAUGAUGGCAGAAUUGAAUCUACGGCAAUGUGGUCACUUUUGUUAUGAUGGAAACAUAUUUCAAACUUGAAUAAUAAAUUUGUUUUUUUCUUUUAGUUUGGAAUUUCGAAGUGGGUUUGACAGAUAGCUGGAUUUAAAGCAAACAAAUUAUAAUGUUGAAAUUCAUGCUUUGCUACAUCAUGGAUAGCACUAGCACCAGCACUAGUAAUUGUGCCAUGAGACUUUGUCAAUGCUUUGUUCUUAACAGAUAACACAUCACAUGUGUUUUUUGUUGA
Molecule: messenger RNA, 605 nt
Organism: Erigeron canadensis
Lineage: Eukaryota; Viridiplantae; Streptophyta; Magnoliopsida; Asterales; Asteraceae
Product: NADH dehydrogenase [ubiquinone] 1 alpha subcomplex subunit 1
Exons: 3
Coding region: 82-285 (67 amino acids)
Source: RefSeq, a predicted model, not a curated record